Messenger RNA from Linnemannia hyalina, 345 nucleotides. NCBI's taxonomy places the organism in Eukaryota, Fungi, Mortierellomycota, Mortierellomycetes, Mortierellales, Mortierellaceae. The record is from the annotation of a GenBank genome assembly.
AUGAACCAAAGCGACGCUACCCUGAGGAUCGAGCUGCAGUUCAGUGGCGGUAUGGAGCUGCUUUUCGACAACCAGAAGACAAUCCAUGCCAAAGUCCCUGCCUCCUUCCCUCUGGACACAUCAGUAGAAGACAGACAUGCUGCCACGAUCCGGGAUUUGAUUUCCUGGACAGCGAGCAAUCUUCUCAAGGAACGGCCAGAACUCUUUAUCGGAACCGACGGAUCAGUGCGGUCGGGAAUCCUUGUUCUGGUGAACGGUGCCGAUUGGGAGUUGGAGGGCGAACUGGAGUAUGAGCUGGAGGACAGGGAUGAGAUUGUUUUUAUCUCGACUUUGCACGGGGGCUGA